UUCCUCUUCUCCUCCUCCUUCCCUCCCUCUCCUCCUCUUUCUCUCUCCUUCUCCUCCCUCUCUUCCUCUCUUCCUCUCCCUCCUCUACUUCUCUUCCCUCUUUUCCUGUCAUAUAGAAUAAACAGUCUGACGGCUUUUGGCAAGGACCACCAGCCCGAAACAUCCUAUUGGUGGAUCCGGGAAGUCCAACCAAUUCCUUACUACACGAACAUCACACACGCAGUAGUCUCGCUCCAGUGCCUUCGCUCGCUUCCCUGGCGAAAAUAAAACCGGAUCAUGCUGUGGCUCAUGUGCUUGGGCCUCUCGCUGGUCUUUAAGGGCGGUGCAAUCCGCGUGGAAGAAGACUGUUUGGUCCAGGAUCAGCUCCUCAUAAAGAUACCGAAUCCCGGACCGGCUUCCUUCUUCGCCUACGUCCAACACAAUGGCUUUAUAUUCACGGCAAAACUAAUGUGUACUGCAUCGCUACAACUCAUCUUUCUCAAUGUUACUAGUCGAGACGUCGUUUGGGAAGAUCGUUUAGCAAAAUCCAAGAAACAAGAAAGAACAAAGUCCCCGACAUCGAAAGAGGGAUGGACGAGAUUUGUUGUCCAAGCCGGCACAUUACAACUUUCAGACGCCGAAGGACGUUUUUGGACCACCAGGCAGAAGUCUAGAAAGUGCAACUCCUUCAACAUUAGGGUUAGCAACGGGGUGUUGGCUAAACAGCUGUGUGGCGGCGCAGCGAAGUGGCUAGUGACCAAAGACCAUUGCGCUUACGUCCACCUCCCACCUGCGAGUAACAACACGCUGAGUGUUAACUUCUUGUCAAACCAAUCCUUUGUUCCUGUUCUAACGAGCGAAAAUUUCACGGCAAAAUUGGUUCGUCGGAAUGGCGAGGUGGUUCUUGUGAAAGACGAGACGUGUAGCGGAUGCCAACCCCUGGACGGUGAACACAAUGUCCUGCGCUUCCCUUUGUCCGCAAGCAGCCAGUUUACCAAUUCGUCGAGCAAUGCCACACAGAUGGCCGGAAAGGCGUCUCCUCGUGCGGUGACGGUGUGUUCGUCGUCAGGAGGAUCGUUCGUCGUCAAUGUGCGGGAGACACAGGAGGAACCAGCGACUUCCGAUGAAAAUGCUUACAUCAUGAUUACGAUAGCUGUGGUGAUGAUACUGACACUUCUACCUAUAACUGCGUAUUGACAAAAUAAGGUCCCAGAGCGACGGAUGCAGAGCAGGCGGAAGGAAAUCACGCCCGGCGGGCAAGCUCUUUCUUCGUUCAACCCUGAAGAUCCUCAGAAGGAGCCCUCCCGUUGCUCCAAGGAAUCUGCGUCGGAAGGAGGCUAUUGAGGAUAUCCACGCGUUGUUCUUGGCUGGGAUAAGGGAUCGCUUUGUGGCGAGAUCAAGUGUCUUGGGCCGACCUGGAGGUGGAUCAGUUUCUUGUGUCUUUGAUUCUGUUUUGUAUAUUCGUCUGAAUCUUGUUUUGGGUAAUUUAUUUCUUCUUUUAUGUCGAUUCAGCUUCAUUGCAAUGCAUUUUAUUUCUAUUGGGAGGGGAAAUUCAUGUUUUUUGUUGAAAAGAAAACGAUUUUAUGUUUGUGGGGUUUCAAUUUCUUUUCACCACGUAUCAAUAAUGUAAAGUAGGGAAAUUUAGCGUUUUUAUUAAAAUGCUGUAUGUUAUUAUGUACCAACCAAGCUGUGUGUUUUCCAUAGCGUCUGUAGAAUGAUAAAAUUUGAUUA
Penaeus monodon (black tiger shrimp) is the source of this 1710-nucleotide messenger RNA. RefSeq lists its product as uncharacterized. The coding region runs from base 277 to 1176 and encodes 299 amino acids. The record is from RefSeq and is a predicted model, not a curated record. Lineage: Eukaryota; Metazoa; Arthropoda; Malacostraca; Decapoda; Penaeidae. The transcript is spliced from 5 exons.